This is a messenger RNA of Suillus subaureus, 1638 nucleotides long. RefSeq lists its product as uncharacterized. The record is from RefSeq and is a predicted model, not a curated record. The transcript has 5 exons. Lineage: Eukaryota; Fungi; Basidiomycota; Agaricomycetes; Boletales; Suillaceae. The coding region runs from base 1 to 1638 and encodes 545 amino acids.
AUGCCUGUGAGUGUUUCUUCCAAUCUGACAAAGGAGGAUUGGCAUCCAUCCAGCCUCCUUCCCUAUGAUACGCUUCUGAAUCGCCAGGAUGACUUUGACUCGAUAAUGUCUUACCCGCAGUCCACUGCUGGGACUGGAACCGAUUUCUACGACCGCAGUCUGACAAGUCGCAGAUAUGCCCUUGUUGGACUGGCAUGCUCGAGUAUCAUUGCCUGCGCUUACAUAGUUGCGGGCGCUGUCAUCAUCCACAAUUACGGAGUCUCAGGGGUGGCCUCCAUUGAUAUUUACAUAUUGCCGCCAGACCUAAUGCUAAACUUCACCGUUACGUUAUGCACCGAGUCCACAAGCUUCGUACAUGGCAUCUCAUUGCGUUCUGCGCUAGCCUCACAGUCUCGGCUUCGUUUCAACACCAAUUUGCGUCUUCUGACUGCAGUUGGUGGAUGGAGGAACCCCAACGGCACCCUGCUUAAUGGUAUCAUGGCCUUUCUCCUCAUUAUAUCUUACAGCUCGGCCUCAUCCGCCACAUUUUACGAUACGGUUGAUGUACCAUCAGGGUCAAUAGGAUUUGAGGUCUUUGCGGGGGUACCUCUCCUGUUUUUGGGCGUCGCACUCCUUCUGCAGGUGGUGGUCGCAUUGUCAGGGUUGUGGGCUGUCAAAAUAUUGACAUGGAGCUCCUCACCUUUCGACUUGACUGCCGCUAUGGUCCUUCAUACGCAACUGGUUCCAGCCCCCUUCCGGUGCAUGCCGAAGCCAUCGGAUUCGCAACCCUCCGCGUGGCAUGCGCACCCCAGCAUCCGGAAAGUUGUCAUUUCUCUCUGGGGGCUCGUUGUAGCAUGCGCUGGAUGGGCCGCGCUCGUCAUGUGCAUCUGGGGCGAGUAUGGCGGUGAUAAGUUCAUGUCCUAUGCGUUGAACAUUCAAAGAUGGUCAUUCACCCCCAAUCAGCAACUUUUCGCUCCCGCCAGUGGCAUGCAGUCCAAUAACAUCUCGUAUACCAUUCCGGGUGUCAGUAUUCAAUGGUGGAUUCUGGUCUUCGUCAAUAUGGCAGUUAUCCAAGGACCGCUGACACUUGGACUGCAUUGCUCAGAGCUCAUCGUGAACAUUAUUCGAGAUGAAAGACAGUGGAGAUGCGCUACCGGAAGGAAAGGACUUAGAACGGCAACAAAUCCAUUGAAGGGGGCUUUCACCAAUCCACUCAGUCUUAUACUUUUCAUCGUAAAACCUCUCCUGCACUGGAUGUUUGGGCUUUCGUUCUUGGUAUAUGGCUACGCCAAUAACGGGAAUUUGGGAACAUUGAUGGUACACAUGUUCACUACCCAGAUCUGGAACUUAUGUAUAGCGCUGGCUAUAUUUGCCUGUUUCUUCACCGUCGUUGCACUGCGCCGACCGCGCGGUCCCCAGCCAGCCACAUAUGGACACCUCCAGACACUCGCCAAUCUUGUGGACGAGUGGUCGCCUAUAAUGUGGUGGGGCCACAAGGAGGAUGGAAUCCCGUACUGUCAUUCUGGGACGAGCGAUCAUCCGCUGCCAGAUGUGAAGAUGGACUGUGUCUACGGUGGUUCUGGCGUCGAGUCCCCCGCAUCUGUCUCGCGAGAAGCCUUCACGGAAUUCCAUACUAUAGCUGGUCUGGCCAUGCGCUGA